CGGUGUCUUUCCGUCCCGCUGCAGCAACCCGGAUUCUCUCGAUGUCAACAGUGGGUUCCAAGUUCCUAAUCCAGCUCUUCAUGCAUCCCUCACCCUGCUCUUGAGGACGAUCCUGAGCGUGCCUGGAGCUGUAACGAGUUUACCUUGGAGUAUGCGACGGGUGGAGCUGUAUCUCUGCUUUUUGACGCUGCCCCGUUCUGCUUGGCGCCCAGGGCUCCUCCCCGGGGACGGAGAAGCCCUCCACCCUUCCUGCCCUCGAGGAUGCAAGCAGCAUGCACUGAAAGCUCCACGGAUGAAUCUGAGAGAAGACACAAGAGUUUGCCGGAUGAUCACCAGCAUUAUUUUCCUACCCGUUGAGAAAAGGACGCGUGCACGGAUAGUACGAGUACACCACCAAUAUACGAAUCACGGUAUUCCCGCCAGAAUUAAAAAAGUUGCGCGUCGGAUGAGGCCAUAUUUCUCCCAGUGCAGGCUGGGGAAGGUCACGACGUUGGUUCAGCCAUCCUCUUCCACCUGAUGCAUGGAACUGUGCCUGCAAACACGCCAUCAAGGAAGAGAUUUACAAAGGCACUUACACAAUAUUGUCCCAGACCUGUGACUUACAAGGGAGUAGAUGACAUUCUGAUUCCUGUACAUUUUUCUUUGUUGAAUUUAUAUGUAGAUUCCUUACUA
Scylla paramamosain (green mud crab) is the source of this 672-nucleotide messenger RNA. RefSeq lists its product as uncharacterized. The record is from RefSeq and is a predicted model, not a curated record. The coding region runs from base 152 to 517 and encodes 121 amino acids. The transcript has 6 exons. Lineage: Eukaryota; Metazoa; Arthropoda; Malacostraca; Decapoda; Portunidae.